AUGUGCAAGCUACGAUACAAAUGGUACAGAGGUCACUGCGGCGUCAGCGGCUGCGGGCACACAGAAGCAGUUUGGAUCGAGCGCUGCAGGGCUGCCAACGCUCGUGAGAGGCGUGAGCCCUGCCCUCGUCCACGCCCAGUCCUCCGUCUCACGGAUUCGUAUGUGAUGGGGUUUUGUCGCCCUUGCCUUGGUUGGGCUGAGUUAAUUGCGGGCGCGCCUGAAUUGCUCAAUCCUGAACGAGUCGACAGACCUCGUCGAAAACAGUGA
Penicillium soppii is the source of this 267-nucleotide messenger RNA. RefSeq lists its product as uncharacterized. The record is from RefSeq and is a predicted model, not a curated record. Bases 1 to 267 code for a protein of 88 amino acids. The transcript has a single exon. NCBI's taxonomy places the organism in Eukaryota, Fungi, Ascomycota, Eurotiomycetes, Eurotiales, Aspergillaceae.